UGUCGGCUUCAGUUAGUCAGUGGACUUCAACGCGUGCGGUGCUUCGAGCCUACGUUCCGUCAAAGUGUUUCUCCCUUUGCAGAAGGUACACGGUUUUUGUGCAUAUGAGUUAACGUUGGUCGUCCCAAGCGGUCUGAGGCGUGAGAAAAUAUUCCAUAUUUGUUGGUGGCGUGUUUACGUUUCCAAGUUUGUGGUGUGGGCCUCAAGAAGAUAUUCAUUCUUUAUCAAUCCGAGAUCUACCUGUGGAUAAAUCAUCAUCGAAUGAUGUGAAGCACGAAAAACUCACAUCAUGGAUUAAACGCAUCGAACGCAACGGUGUGAUGCAGUGUCUGAAGAGAAAAGAAGUGCAUAUAUUGAAAAAUAAAAUUUGAUAAUUGUUCGGAUCAUAUAACAUACAAAUUGAUAAUUAUCAUCCUGAAUAAGUGGAUUAUAUAACAGCGGAUUGGAGUGAUUCUGCGAAUAAAGAGGGAAACGACAAGUGAUUCUACGGAUGAUGCAUCAAACAAGUAUGCCAAUGUGAUGCCGAUGUGAUUUGCGGCUGGACGGAGAUGAAAUAAGCAAGAAGAUUUUUCCAACAAUAAACAUUACGGCACGAUGACACUAUCGUGAUGGAAACGGAAAGCAUCGUCAGCGAACCACAACCUAGCACGAGAGGAUUUCCGACUGAGAGAUCCACAUCAAUGACCGUUCUAUCACCCCAGGGAAAAACAAAUCACCAACAAUUACAGCAACUACAUCCGCACCAGCCGCCGAGGGUGGCUCAGUUGGAAACACUGGAAGCAAAGAUGGCUAGCAUAGAAGUCUCGCUGAGCAGCGCAACACCACGAAGAAGAAAGGGAACCUCUCUCGGAGGAGGUUCCCUCUCGGCUCGGUCAUCACCAAGACCGGAUUCCGCUCCAGGCAGGGAAAUGAGGUCUGCCCUUCAAGAUCGAGAAGCAGUAAUUCAAAAUCUGCGAUUGCAACUCGGGCUGGGGAAACUUCCUAGACCAACAGGACCUGCAUUUGACGAUGAAGAACGACCAGCUGCUGAACAGAAAGUUACGAAGCUGCGAUCGGAAGCGGAAAACAAGAAGGUUGCAAUAAGGAACUUGAAGAGCGCGUUGGAAAAGUUGGACAUCACUGACAACAUCGACAUUCGAAUACGCCAAGCAGAGUUGGAAUACGCUUUGGGGCGUGAAGAACUGCAGCUAUUGUCACUAGUAGAAGAAGCUAGAGCACUUCAGGCUAGGUUAGAUAAAUCGAAACCAGAGUCCAACUCUCUGUACGGCAUGCUCCAAACCGGAAUAAACCUAACAUUGCAUGCCGUAAAAGCCACUCCAGGUCGAUGGAAUGCCAGUAUGAAAACAGACUUUCCCGGUUUCUGGGUUGAUUGGGCCCUGGACGGUGAAGGUCUUCAUCGAGGCGAUCGCAUCAUUGAAGUGAAUGGUAAAAUGGUUCCCGGUAGGACACGAGAAGAGUUGCAGAAGCUGAUGAGCACGUCUGGUAAAUGUGAGAUGGUCGUCUUGAGAAAGAAAUCUUUACCAUUCUCGCAACAACAGUUACAUCAAUCACAAGCUGACAACGUUCGACUUAAACAUCGGAUAUCGUACUUAGAAGACCAAGUUAAAGAGCUAAUUGCAACAAAAGACAAUAAUACUGAUAGUGGUAGUUCUCAGGCUAGUAUUAUCAAUGGCAACGGAGGAGCACAUGUUACAUCGAUAAGCAUCACCUCACCGCCUUCAACUCCCCCCGACAAUAAGCCACAAAUCUACCAAAGAGGUUCGUUUGUUACAACAAUCAUUGAUGGAAAACCAUCGAAAACUCCUCCAAACUGUGAAAGUCCAAAGACACAUCAGGGUCACGUAACCACGACAACUAUUAUAAAAGAAUGUGAUAAAAUCAAUGGAGAAUUAACAAGUGGAAAUGUACUCAAGCACAAUCUCAGGAAUUCUAUGUCGUCUUCAAAAAUAUCGAUCAAUAGUGAUAUGAGUAAUAGCACUGCACAAUAUUAUCAAAAGAAAGAAAGGGACAAACGCGAACGUGAAGCACGACGAUUAGAGCGAGAAAGAUAUAUGCAACAAUACGGGUCCAAGCUACAAAGAAGCGCAAAUGACUUGGACAACGGCUUAGACCGCCGCCAUCUCCAUUAUCAUAGAUCUCAUGCACGAAGCGUUGAAUAUCUAAAUGGAACAUCUGAUAGGCGUAAACUGACUCUUCCAAACGAAGCUAGUUCUCGUCGUGAAAUGAGAAGUGUGAAAAGUCUCGAUUUCGAGAGCGACAACAACAAGCAAUAUGCCUCAGAACCGUCUGGUCCAAUGAGGAUGAGACCAGCACCACCAAAGAAACCUCUCCGACUCUCUUUACAGCGCGCACAGAGCCUUCAAACUGUUGAAGGAAUUAUGAUAGAUGCACACAGUGACAAAAAACGAGGUAUGAAACGGUCUCACCGUAGCGGGAAACCCUCAGAUAUGUCAUCUCAGUACAUCGAGAACAACGUUCCUCUCCAAACCGCUUCCCUUGGUCGACAAAAAUAUAUUUAAACCGUUUGCCAUUCGAAUUCAACACCCACGUACUGAAAGCAAUGUUCUCCAACGAUAAAAAAUAAAAAUGUAUAUUUUGAUAAAUAUUUAAUACAUGGAAUAGCAUCACA
This is a messenger RNA of Aedes aegypti (yellow fever mosquito), 2629 nucleotides long. RefSeq lists its product as uncharacterized. NCBI's taxonomy places the organism in Eukaryota, Metazoa, Arthropoda, Insecta, Diptera, Culicidae. Bases 609 to 2519 code for a protein of 636 amino acids. Gene Ontology annotation, molecular function: protein binding. The transcript is spliced from 6 exons. The record is from RefSeq and is a predicted model, not a curated record.